Messenger RNA from Macroventuria anomochaeta, 763 nucleotides. RefSeq lists its product as uncharacterized. Lineage: Eukaryota; Fungi; Ascomycota; Dothideomycetes; Pleosporales; Didymellaceae. Bases 160 to 588 code for a protein of 142 amino acids. The record is from RefSeq and is a predicted model, not a curated record. The transcript has a single exon.
AAAUCCGCCAGUGCACAGUUGUAACAGCAGGAACGCUUCGCUACCACCAUCAAACAACCCUCCUCCAGCAUUGAUCAACUGAUCAACUCUCCACCCACAGGAGCACCCGCAGGAGCACCCACUCAACUCGCAGUUCCAGCAACUCCAAAUACGAUACCAAUGUUUCGCCAUCUGAAGAGUGGAAUGAACUUCAUCCUAGGAUGGCUCCAGACAGUAGCAGGGGAGCUCACGAGAUGCGCGCAGCAUAGCACUGUUUAUACCGUCCUCCACCCCGUCGACGAUAAGACCUGCUUAUCACACGCAAACGCUUAUCAAGUCCCGCACAGACUCAUGCAUACCGUACCAUACUAUUCUGCUGUCGCCUUAAGCCAUGUCCAUCAGCCGCCCAAGGCCCUCAAACCCCCAGACCGCAAAGAGCUCCGUGUGCGAAGGCACAUCCUGGCGGGCCACAAGGCCUGCGCACCGUAUGCAUAUGUCUCUGGUCCUCAUAGACUCAUGUGCACCACAAAAUACGCACUGACCUGCCGCCUCGGACUAGUCUUCCCAGCAACCAGGGAUUUCUCGAUCGAUGAAGCGGACAGAGUGUAGUCGGCGUUAUAUUGAGUGAAGUCAGACUAUGGCUUUUGACGUCCGAAAUCGAUUAUCGGUGCCUUGCAAAAUGUACGAACCCCUAAGGCUGGUCGAUAGGAUGGGUGACAGUCAGGGUGACAGGGCGCAGGGCAGAACGUGGGGUACUUUAGUGCACCAAGACAAUUAACCACUC